Messenger RNA from Xenia sp. Carnegie-2017, 1202 nucleotides. RefSeq lists its product as uncharacterized. The coding region runs from base 25 to 909 and encodes 294 amino acids. The transcript has 5 exons. The record is from RefSeq and is a predicted model, not a curated record. Lineage: Eukaryota; Metazoa; Cnidaria; Anthozoa; Malacalcyonacea; Xeniidae.
GAAAGAAAUUUCCUUGUUGUCAUAAUGCAGUCCCAGCAUAUUUUAAAACUCAACAAUUCGGCAAUCAACGACGGCAUCUGGCAUCACCUGGCCAUCAUAAUUGGUCGCACUCGUAAAAAAAUAUUUCUUAAUGGAAGUACUAUUUAUAGCGAACCUAUGGUCAAUCAUUCAUUACCUUUAUUACGUGGUGGUGGUGUUGUUGCUAUUGGUCAAAAACUUGAAUAUUUUUCAUCAUGCAAAGAAGCAAUGAAAUAUGGCAGUUCAAAAGAUGGUGUGUACUUGAUAAAGUCGGAUACUUUACUUGGCUACAGCAAAGUUUUCUGUAUGAAAAACAUAUUGGGUUGUUCUGGAGAAGGCUGGACGCUGGUGAUGAAAAUUGAUGGGAAAAAGGAAACAUUUGACUUUGAGUCAUCGUUUUGGAGAAAUAAAAAGAGUUACAAGAUUGAAAAUGGUAAAUCAGGAGUGGAUGAUUUGGAAACAAAACUUCCUACAUACUGGAGCACAAAAAUAAACAAGAUAUGUGUUGGAAUGAAAUUCAAAGGUGAAACAAAUUUUAUCAGCUUCAAUUUUCAGGCUAAAUCGUUGUACGAUAUAGUUGCUGAUGGAAAAUACCGCCAAACCAAUGUGAGCCGAGACAAAUGGAUGUCAUUGAUCAAAGAGAGUGUUCUUCAACGAAACUGCAAUAAAGAAGGUUUCAACGCAAAGGAUGAAGAGAAGUUGUUUCGUCGUUUAAGGAUUGGAAUUAUAGGAAAUAAUGAAAACAAUUGUAGGAAAAGCAACUCUUUCAUUGGUUUUGGCUGUACGUACAAGAAAUGGAAGCAAAACGCUCAAAUAAAUAGCUGUGGAAACGGUAGAUCCUUUCAAGGAUUGAAAAACAAACAAUCAAUGGGAUACAUUUUUGUUUCCUAAAUAUAGUAAUACUUAUGUAGACCACAUUUUUUUGUUUGUGCAAUCAGCUUUAGCAGUACAAAUAGUAAACUUACUUUCUUUAUUGUUAUUAGCUAUACCGACAAUUCAUCAACUUUUCUUUAGAGUAAUUUAUAUAAGACUUUUACAAACUAAAUUAGCAAGUCCAUUUUGAAAGGCUAGCAUUUGAUUUGUCUAUUGUAAGUGCGAAAUAAUUGUAUUCUUUAAGAUUUCCAAUUUUGAAACAGCACCAAAAACGUAUGUUAAUAAAUGGCACAUGUAAAAAUAACACAAAA